Messenger RNA from Schistosoma mattheei, 1173 nucleotides. NCBI's taxonomy places the organism in Eukaryota, Metazoa, Platyhelminthes, Trematoda, Strigeidida, Schistosomatidae. The record is from the annotation of a GenBank genome assembly.
AUGGAUGACAGUGGAAAUAAUCUUCACAAAAAACAGGGUACCAGGGUCUUCAAGAAAAGCAGCCCAAAUGGAAAAAUCACAACAUACUUGUGCAAAAGGGAUUUCAUCGACAGUCUAGCAGAUGUAGAUCCGAUUGAGGGCGUCGUAUUGGUUGACCCAGAGUAUGUCAAGGGACGGAAGGUGUUCACUCACGUUUUAUCAGCAUUUCGUUAUGGACGUGAAGAUUUGGAUGUACUUGGGUUGACGUUUCGCAAGGAUCUCUAUCUAGCCUCAGCUCAAGUUUACCCUCCAGUUUAUGCAUCCGAAUCCGAUAACUGUGGAAGGGUUCUAUUAAAUCCGGCAAGUACAGCUGUUUGUGGAAAUUCUAAGCCUCCUGGUCCAGAAGUUUCUGAAGGGAUAGAUGAUAGUUUACAUUCUGGUACUCUUCCACUGACAAGACUACAAGAACGUCUGAUUAAAAAGUUAGGAAGUAAUGCUUUUCCAUUUUACUUCAAGCUUCCUGCAGACGCACCUGCUUCAGUUACACUUCAGCCAGGUCCAAAUGAGAACGGCAAACCAUGUGGUGUAGACUAUGAACUAAGAACUUAUGUGGCUGAGACAUCGGAUGAUAAAUUACAAAAACGUAAUGCUGUUCGACUUGCUAUUCGUAAACUGACUUAUGCACCAGAAGAACCAGCCCCACAACCAUCUGCAGUGGUCCUUAAAGAAUUCAUUAUGAGCCCAGGUACACUUCGUUUGGAGGUCUCUCUAAACAAAGAAAAAUAUUAUCAUGGUGAAUCAAUAGAUAUCAAUGUUUUGGUAGACAAUAAUUCAAAUAAGACAGUGAAAAAAAAUCAAAUUGUCAGAAAUCUUGAUUUAUAUUUCUAUAUGAUUGUAACUACACCGAAAACUUUCAGUGUUAAUACAGAGUACAAAAAUAAGUAUUUCUUUUGUCGAUUUAUUUAUUUAUUCAAUAGUUCAGAAUCAUUUUGAAUAAUUUAGAUACUAAUUGUUAUAAAUAUUCAUGCUUGGUGAAUGUUUGAUUCUUUGUUUUAGUUGAUUGAAAUAGUAGUUUUGGUCAACUGUCAAUAUGAUUAAGUAAUUUUCUCCAAAAUUAGUACUUUAAUAUGUUAUUAAAAUUUUUGCAAUCAAUCAAAUAUUAUCUAAUAAAAAUAAUAAUGAAAUUAUAAUGAG